ACGGGCGGGCGGGCGGCGGGCUUUUCCGGCGGGCUCGCGGGCUGCCUGCGCCUUGCCCCGCCGCUGCCUCCGCCUCCCCCACUCGCCGCUCGCUGCCGCUCGGCGCCUCCAUCCUGGUACUUGGGAGUCUCCAUCCUGGUUUCUCAAGUGCCCGGACCCAAAACAGGAAGUUUGAGUAUGAGCACAGUUGAAGAAGAGUCUGACACAGUGACAGUAGAAACCGUGAACUCUGUGACUUUGACUCAGGACACAGAAGGGAAUCUUAUACUUCAUUGCCCUCAAAAUGAAGCUGAUGAAGUAGACUCUGAAGACAGCACUGAACCUCCACACAAGAGGCUUUGCUUAUCAGAGGAUGAUCAAAGCCUUGAUGAUUCCACACCGUGCAUUUCCGUUGUUGCAGUUCCAAUUUCAGAAAAUGAUCAGAGCUUUGAGGUGACCAUGACUGCUACCACAGAGGUAGCCGAAGACGAGAUUAAUGAAGGAACUGUUACUCAGAUUCAGAUUCUUCAGAAUGAACAGCUGGAUGAAAUCUCCCCAAUGGGCAAUGAAGAAGUGUCAGCUGUUAGUCAAGCUUGGUUCACAACCAAAGAGGAUAAGGAUUCUCUAACAAAUAAAGGCCAUAAGUGGAAGCAAGGAAUGUGGUCAAAGGAAGAAAUUGACAUUUUGAUGAGUAACAUUGAGCGCUAUUUAAAGGCUCGUGGAAUAAAAGAUGCCACUGAAAUUAUAUUUGAAAUGUCGAAAGAUGAAAGAAAAGAUUUCUACAGGACAAUAGCUUGGGGUCUGAAUCGGCCUCUCUUUGCUGUCUAUAGAAGAGUUCUUCGCAUGUAUGAUGACAGAAACCAUGUUGGAAAGUAUACUCCUGAGGAAAUUGAAAAGCUUAAAGAGCUGAGAGUAAAGCAUGGUAACGAUUGGGCCACAAUAGGAGCUGCACUGGGGAGAAGUGCUUCAUCUGUAAAAGAUCGAUGUAGAUUGAUGAAGGAUACCUGCAACACAGGAAAGUGGACAGAGAAAGAAGAAAAAAGACUAGCAGAAGUAGUGCAUGAGCUAACUAGCACAGAACCAGGUGACAUCGUCACACAAGGUGUAUCGUGGGCUGCCGUGGCAGAACGGGUUGGGACACGCUCGGAAAAGCAAUGCCGCUCUAAAUGGCUCAACUAUCUCAACUGGAAACAGAGUGGGGGCACUGAGUGGACCAAGGAAGAUGAAAUAAAUCUGAUCUUGAGGAUAGCGGAACUUGAAGUUUCUGAUGAAAAUGACAUCAAUUGGGACUUACUAGCUGAAGGAUGGAGUAGUGUGCGCUCACCACAGUGGCUUCGGAGUAAAUGGUGGACCAUUAAAAGACAGAUUGCAAACCACAAAGAUGUUUCAUUCCCUGUGUUGAUAAAGGGUCUUAAACAACUCCAUGAGAACCAAAAAAACAACCCAGGGCACCAGCUGUCGGAGAACAAACCUGGCAGUGGAUUAUCAAACAGCAGUUCCAGUGCAGGGGUUCAGCACGUGCAGAUCCGAGUGGCUCGGCUGGAGGAGAGCGCGGGCAGUGCACCCAGCCCCGUGGCAGCACUGCAGAUCCCAGUCCAGAUUACACAUGUCUCCUCAACGGAUUCCCCUACUGCUACUGUUGACUCUGAGACAAUAACACUAAACAGUGGAACACUACAGACCUUUGAGAUCCUGCCAUCUUUCCAUCUCCAGCCAACUGGAACACCGGGUACAUACUUACUACAGACAAGCUCAAGCCAAGGCCUUCCCUUGACGCUGACGACAAGUCCCACAAUGACCCUCACGGCCGCUGCCGCUGCUCCAGCCUCCCCAGAGCAGAUCAUAGUUCACGCCUUAUCCCCAGAACACUUGUUGAACACGAGUGACAACGUCACAGUGCAGUGCCACACACCGAGUGUCAUCAUCCGCACCGUCGCUGCUGAAGAGCUCUCCUCCUCUGUCGCUCAGGCAGAACUUACUGUUGACUCAGACAUUCAAUCAGCUGACCUGACAGACCCUCACGAUACCCUGGAAACAAACUCUUUCCCAGAUGAUAUCCAUCAGCCCAAGCUGAGUGACGAAGAGCAUUCAGCCUAUAAUGAAGGUGAUGCCUCCAAAUUCAGCAGCAGGAAUAGCAGUGAACUGAUGGAUGGAGUUAUGGUGAGAACCGAGGUGGAGAUUUCAGAUGCCAGCCUGAAACAGGAGGGGGAUUCUCACUCACAUUUACCCAGCACUUAUGUUACUGAGGACCUGGGUUCUCCAACGAUAGAACAACAAGUUGAUCAGCCUACAAUAGAUGAUGAGACUGUGCUUAUUGUUCCUUCCUCCCAUGGUUUUAUCCAGACCACAGACGAUAUAGACAGCGAAUCAGUCUUGCCUCUGACGACUCUGACAGAUCCUAUCCUCCAGCAUCACGGAGAUGGGUCACACAUCAUCGGCUCAUCCUUGGGCAGUCCCGACUCGGAAGACUCGAAGGAUGUUGAAGAUUUAGUGAGCUGUCACUGAGAUGCAGUAGUCAUGUCCAUUUUCUAUUUGCAUUGUGGAAUUAGUUACACCCCUGUGCCACGUUUCCAAAGAAAGCAGUCAGUCCGUGUCUUUAUACAGAAACUUCCAGUCUGACGUGAGUACAGUGCACUUUCUCUGCUCAGGCUAUUUACCUCAUUCUUAAAGGGUUAUGGAGCACCCAAAGCCUGAGGUGCUGCGCCUCAGCCCGGCUGUUGCAGUGCUGUGAAGAGCUCUGUGGCAGUGCUCACUGCUGGGAUCCACGUGCUGCACCUCAGCCCAAGUGUUGCAGUGCUGCGAUGAGCUCUGUGCUCACUGCUGGGAUCCAUGUGGGCAGCUCUGGCCUGACUCCUUACCCUCUGUGCUGAACUGCACAUCUGGGAAACUGGAGCGCAGUCAAGGACUGUGGACUGUAGCCUUUUAGUGCCACAGCAAGAAUUAGUUUGCACAUGUUUUGUGAAGAAUGGGUGAGGAUUUCUGCACUUAUUGACUCUUGUGAUACAUGGAAUAAGAGACUGUUACAUUUCAAGAAGAAAUGUAUUCCAUCAAAGACUUGAGGGAGUGUGGGCAGAAUCACAAAGAACCUGUCCCUGUUCCCAUCUCACUUGGCUCGUGAGUACAUCUACGGCACAGGAAGGCUCAGAUGCCCGUGAGCCUCCCCUGGUCUGCUCAUUCCUGAGGAGUCUGUUGCUGGCAACGGACAGAGCUCAGAAAGAUCCCAUGUGGGAAAAUCUUUUUAUUUGUUUUUUUUUUCUUCAUCACUACAAGCAGAUGAAUAAAAAGGGAAAGGCUAUGAGAAAGGGAAGAUACCAGGACACACCAGCCUCCCCAUAGAAGCUUGUAACCUCUUUGAAGAUUGUUGUGAGUGGGCUGGGGCUUUUGUCUCUCUCGCUGUUUACAUGACACUACCAGACACCUCUCCAGAGGUGAUUUGUGCAGCAAGCUUGCUGAUUGCUGGGUGGUAUGGAGGUGGCCAAGUCCUGGAGAAAUAGCUCUGUGAGUGAGAAUUUGGGCAGAGGGCCCCGAGGCAAAGGAAACCAACUAAUUUCUGCAUUCAAGGGUUUGAAACAGACACUAGGCUGAGCAGCAGCCUGUUAGCUAGGGACUGAGAGAAAAAGCUAUAGAAACUAAAGACUCAUGUAUAAAUUAUUUUAUUUAUUUCUGUAAUUAGCUCUUCAUAAUCAGGAGUUGGUCUUUUUCAGUCUGUGGUUUUGUUAAUGUGAAAAAUAAGUUGUAGUUUCAAAUGGUUGCCUAGGGAACAGAGGUAAUUGUAUAUUCCGUUUAAACGAAAUAAAGAGUAUUUGUCGUA
Colius striatus (speckled mousebird) is the source of this 3790-nucleotide messenger RNA. It is a transcript of the gene DMTF1, whose product is annotated as cyclin D binding myb like transcription factor 1. The transcript is spliced from 17 exons. Bases 178 to 2484 code for a protein of 768 amino acids. Gene Ontology annotation, cellular component: nucleus. Gene Ontology annotation, molecular function: RNA polymerase II cis-regulatory region sequence-specific DNA binding; DNA-binding transcription factor activity, RNA polymerase II-specific. Gene Ontology annotation, biological process: regulation of transcription by RNA polymerase II. Lineage: Eukaryota; Metazoa; Chordata; Aves; Coliiformes; Coliidae. The record is from RefSeq and is a predicted model, not a curated record.